Molecule: messenger RNA, 6290 nt
Organism: Aspergillus uvarum CBS 121591
Lineage: Eukaryota; Fungi; Ascomycota; Eurotiomycetes; Eurotiales; Aspergillaceae
Product: fatty acid synthase beta subunit
Exons: 3
Coding region: 1-6144 (2047 amino acids)
Biological process (GO): long-chain fatty acid biosynthetic process
Cellular component (GO): fatty acid synthase complex
Molecular function (GO): [acyl-carrier-protein] S-malonyltransferase activity; [acyl-carrier-protein] S-acetyltransferase activity; enoyl-[acyl-carrier-protein] reductase (NADH) activity
Source: RefSeq, a predicted model, not a curated record
AUGGGAUCCCCCUCUCCCAAGUCCCUCCCCCGUGAAGACAUCGAGAUUGCCUUCCUCCGCUCGCAAGCCUCCCUCAAAAAGUCCUCCCUUUUCAAUGACCGGUUUGCAACGACGCUGGAUAGCCUGAGUGCUCGGCCGCUUGACGAGCUGUCCCUCACCGAGAAGGUCCAGAGCCUUGCCUCCUUUGUGCGCGAGGUUCUCGACAGUGCCGACCAAGUGCAUGAGGACGGCCCGCAGGAUAUUCUCAGGAAGUCCCUGCGCGUGUUCAACAAGCAUCUGUUCCAGGAUGAAGAUAUCCACAGUGUCCUGGCUUCCCUGCCUCUCGAGCCGGAGGAGAAGUUCCAGAUCAUCAAAACCUAUUAUCAAGCAAUCAGUGUGACGCAGUUCGUGUCCCCAAAAUGGAGCAGUAGUCUGUUGUCUGAUGCUCUUGGUCGUCGCGCGAACAUCGUGACUGUCUUCAAUGGUCAGGGCGUCGAGGGCUACUUCGAUGAACUACAGCAUCUUUUCGAUACCUACCCCGGCCAGCUGGCUGAGCCCCUGUUCAGCCUCAGCAAACAAUUGAAGGGGCUUGCGGCCGACAGCCGCGCCCAAGACAUGUACCCUCAUGGUCUGGAUGUUAUCGGCUGGCUGGAGAAGCCCGAGGCUCGCCCAUCUGUCGACUAUCUCAUCUCUGCCCCCGUGAGUCAGCCUUUGAUUGGACUGGUGCAGGUACUCAAUUACUAUAUCACCUGCAAGAUUCUGAACAAGUCUCCCGGGGAGUUUGCGCGGCACCUCAGUGGUGCUGCAGGUCACUCUCAAGGCAUCGUGGUAGCGGCUCUCCUGGCCACCGCUGUCUCGUGGCCGACCUUCCUCGAGGCCGCACGCACGGCUAUUCAGGUGCUAUUCUGGAUUGGAUGCCGCUCUCAACAGUGCUACCCCCCCAGCUCCAUCCCGCCCAGUCUGGUGGACCAGGCUGAGCGGCUGAGCCCUAUGCUGAGCAUCAAGGGCGCCUCCCGCGAGCAGUUGCUGCAGCAUCUGGCCGAGCACAACAAGUAUCUCCCUGCCUCACAGCAGGCCGCCCUGGCUCUGCUCAACGGCCGUCAGCAAUUCGUCGUCGCUGGCGAUCCUCUCUCCCUCUACGCCUUGGCUAACAAGGUUCGCACCGCCUCGAACAACUCCGGUAGCACUGGGCAGGCAAACACUACCCGCGUGCCCUUCAGCCAGAGGCCCCCCUCAAUCACUGCGCGCUUCCUCCCCAUCUCUGUGCCAUUCCACACCCGCCUUCUCGAAGACGCCGCUUCGCAGAUCGUCGAGGAUCUCAGCGCCGUGCACGUCUCCGGCACCAGCCUCCUCUUUCCCGUCUUCCGCACCGAUAACGGGGCCGACCUCCGGGAAUACGACAACCUCAUCCCCGAGCUCGUGCACAUGGUGGUCUGCGGCACCGUGGACUGGGGGAAGGCCACGCGGUUCCCUUCGGUCACCCACUUUCUGGACUUUGGGCCCGGACGCGAGACCGGCAUCGGAGCAUUCCUGGCCUCGGCCAAGGCGGGCACGGCGACGCGCAUCAUCCUCUCGACGACGCUGAGCGGGCCCAGCAAGGCGCUGGGCUACAUGCCGGAACUGAUGAGCCGCAAGGGCUCCGUCGUCUACAACACCAGCUGGGAGCAGGAAUAUGCCCCCCGGUUGGUGCGGGUCGGGGACGAGAUCCUCGUUGACACCCGAUUCUCGCGGAUUAUAGGCCUGCCCCCUGUCAUGGUGGCGGGGAUGACCCCCACGACUGUCUCGCCGGAGUUCGUCGCGGAGGUCAUGAACGCCAACUACCAUGUCGAAUUCGCUGGCGGCGGCUACCACAACGCCGAGGGGAUGCGCACCGCCCUCCAACAAUUAAUGCAGUCCAUCCCCGCCGGCCGCGGCAUCACCUGCAACCUCAUCUACGCGAACCCGCGGGCGAUGGGCUGGCAGAUCGCACUGCUCGGCCAGCUGCGCAGGGAGGGCGUGCCCAUCACGGGUCUGACCAUCGGGGCGGGCGUGCCCUCCACCGAGAUUGCAAGCGAGUACAUCCGGGACCUCGGCCUGUCGCAUAUCGCCUUCAAGCCGGGCUCCAAGGACGCGAUUGACAGUGUGCUGCGCAUCGCAGAGGCCAAUCCCACAUUCCCCAUUCUCCUGCAGUGGACGGGCGGCCGCGGUGGCGGGCAUCACUCGUACGAGGACUUCCACGAGCCGAUCCUCGACCGCUACGCGCAGAUCCGCGCCUACUCCAACAUCAUCCUGGUUGCAGGCAGUGGCUUCGGUGGCAGCGACGACACCUAUCCCUACCUGACAGGGGCGUGGUCCAAGGAGCUGGGCCAUGCGGCCAUGCCCUUUGAUGGCAUCCUGGUCGGCAGCCGCGUCAUGACCGCCAAGGAGGCGUGCACCAGCUCCGCGGUCAAGCAGGCAAUCGUGAACACGCCGGGCGUACCGGACGCGCAGUGGGAGCAGACCUACAAGAGGGCAGCCGGAGGCGUAAUCACAGUCAAGUCAGAGAUGGGCGAGCCCAUCCACAAGCUGGCCACGCGUGGUGUGCUGCUGUGGGCUGAGCUGGACAAGGAGGUCUUCUCGCUACCUGCACCGCAACAAAUCCAGGAGCUGCAGAAGCGCAAAGCCAGCAUCAUCCAGCGACUGAACGCCGACUACGCCAAGGUGUGGUUCGGUGUCGACGCCCAGGGCCAGCCGGUGGAAAUCGCCGCGAUGACUUACGCCGAGGUUUUGCGUCGUGCCGUCGACCUGCUCUACCUAAAGAGCCAGCAGACCUGGAUUGACCCCUCGUAUCGGUCGUUCGCCGCCGACUUGGUGCGUUGCGUCGAGAGCCGCAUGAGUGCCCGCCAGCCGCGGCCGCGCGCUGUGCUGCAGCAUGAGACGCAGCUGGAUCGCCCAGAGGCCUUCUUGGUCGACUUUCUGGCGGCGUAUCCGCGGGCUCUGCACGAUGUGCUCGUCCGCGACGACGAGAACCAGCUGGCCAUGCUGUACAAGCAGCCGGGGCGCAAGCCGCUGCCCUUCAUCAUCGCGCUGGACGAGUCGUUCGAGUACUGGUUCAAGAAAGACUCGCUAUGGCAGGCGGAGAGACUCGAGGCCGUGAUGGACCAGGACGUUGGGCGAAUCUGUGUGCUACACGGCCCAGUGGCAGCGCAGUUCACCACAAUUGCCGAUGAACCGGUCAAGCAGAUCCUUGAUAACAUCCACAAGCCGCAUGUGCAGGCACUCCUGAAGAGGCACUACGCAGGAAACGAGGGCCGGGUCCCUAAGCUGGACUACCUGUACUCUGCCGGGGCAUUGCCCUCCACAAUAUCUCUGGCCGAGGUGGCAAAUGUCCACCACAGCCGGUCCUACGACCCUCCGACCCUCGCGUAUGACCUCGAUGCCCACGCCGAGGACCUGCCGGCUGAGGAGCAGUGGCUCGACCUGCUCGGUGGGACAAAGCCCUCUUGGCGCAAGGCUUUAUUGACGCUGCCCGAGAUUGCGCAGGGCAGGCGCCUGGCUAAAAGCCCCAUCCGGGGUCUCUUUGUGCCCCGCGCGGGCCUCAGCGUGCGCAUCAUGUACCCCGACCGGCCAGAGAAGACGGUAAUUCUGAUGCGGCAGAGCACCAAGACCAAGGAGAAGGAUGAGGCCACCAUCGAGAUCCGCGCGCUCUCGGCUUCGGAUAUCAUGCUCACGCUGCGAGCCCCUGUUACCGGUGGCAAUCUCCCCGUCGACCUCGUCUUCUAUUUCACAUACGAGCCGUCGUGCGGCCGGAACCCCAUUCACGAGGUCAUGGAGACGCGCAAUCAGCGAAUCAGCAGCUUCUACGAGAGUCUCUGGGUUGGCAACGCACAGCAGCAGCAGAGCGAUGAUAUAGUUCUCGUGACGCGAGAGGCGAUCCUGGACUUCACCAAGGCCAUUGACAACCGAAACAGCGCGUAUAGCGGCAAGACGAAGGGCAAACUGCUCGCACCCCUGGACAUGGCCAUUGUCGUGGCCUGGAAGCCCCUGAUGCGGUGUCUCUUCACUGACGCGGCCGUCAACGGGGACAUUUUGCAGCUCCUGCAUCUGAAGAACGAUUUCAAGGUGCUGGAUGAUGCGAGCCCCAUCCGCGAGGGCGAUGUCCUGUCGUCGACCGCCGAGGUUGAGUCCAUCCGCAUCCGCCCCGAGUCUGGCAAGGUGGUUCGCGUGCGCGCCACCAUCUCCAGGCAGGGGACGCCCAUCAUCUCUGUGGGCAGUGAGUUCAUUCUCCAGGGCCGGUACGAGGAUUACCACCACACAGUCGAGACGAACAAGGAGGAGCAGGUGUACCAGCUGCCGCUGCAGGGUCGGCGAGACGUGGUUUUGCUGGCGUCGAAGCCCUGGUUCCAGAUUGCUGCAGGGGCCAGUCUCGACGACCACCUGGACGAGGAGCUUACCUUCCGACUGCGCAGCUCGUACCGGUUCCGCGAUGCCCAGGCCUACAGCCAGAUCGAGACCUGUGGCACGGUCAGCUGCACUGUCGGCACCGGCGAGGUGACCAUCGGCACGGUAAUUUUCAAGAGCAACUCGCACUUCAAGAACCCGGUGCUGGAUUUCCUGAGCCGGCGCGGACAGGCCUCCACCGAAGUCAAGGAACUCCCGACGCCCGUCCCUCUGGCGGCGGACCUCCGCCUCGCGAUGCCCCAGUCCAGCAACCAGUACGCCGCCGCCUCAGGCGACAGCAAUCCCAUCCACCUGUCGCGUGCGUUUGCGCAGUACGCCGGCCACGAGGGCCGGGUCGUACACGGCAUGCAGACCAGCGGGUUCGUUCGGGGGCUGGUGGAGCUGCACGCGGCGGAGAACGAUCCAUCGCGCAUGAAGAGCUGGUCCGCCUCGUUCAAGGGCAAGGUGAACCCUGGCGAGACGCUACUGGUGGACAUGAACCACACAGGCAUGACCCACGGCCGCCAGAUCAUCGUCGCCACCGCACGGUCUGCUGAGACAGGCGUCGAGGUGUUCCGCGCAACCGCCGAAAUGGCGCAGAAGCCAGGGGCGUACCUCUUCACGGGUCAAGGCAGUCAGAAGCCCGGCAUGGGGAUGGACCUCUACGAGACCAGCGCGGCGGCGCGCCAUGUCUGGGACACGGCGGAAAGGUUCUUCGUCAACACGUACGGGGUCUCCAUUCUCGAGAUCGUGCGCAACAAUCCCAAGGAGUACACGGUGCACUUCGGGGGUCGCCGCGGCAAGGCCAUUCGGGACAACUACAUCGACCUGGACUUCGAGGUGGUCAACGCCCAGGGCGAGAUCGAGGCGGUGCGCGCCUUCAGUGAGAUCACCCCGACUACGCGCUUCUUCACAUACACCUCUACCGGCGGGCUAUUGCACGAGACCAUCUUCACGCAGCCCUCGCUGGUGCUCAUGGAGCUGGCGCGCAUCGAAGACAUGCGGGCCCACGGGCUGAUCAACGAGGACAGCUGCUACGCAGGCCACUCGCUGGGCGAAUACUCUGCCCUGGCAGCCAUGGGGGAGAUCUUCACCCUGGAGGGCGUCACGGCCACCGUAUUCUACCGAGGCUUGACGAUGCAAAAGUCGAUAGAGCUGGACCAUUCCGGCCGGGAUUACUCCAUGGUCGCUGCCAACCCGAGUCGGGUGUCCAAGAACCUCAAAGAAUCCGAUCUAUGCGACAUCGUCAAGGCAGUCGAGGGUGCAACCGGAGGACUCUGCGAGAUCGUCAACUUCAACGUGAAAUCCACCCAAUACGUGUGCGCCGGUGAUCUUCGAAGCUUAGACUGCCUAGCAGGUGUCCUCGACCACCUGGUAGCUCAUCCAAAACUACUCGCCUCCAUGGACACCCUGAAAGCCGCCAUACCCGAUAUCAUCCAAAGCUGUCUCGCCCAAACAGACAUCAAACGGACCCCGCGGGAGCUGCAGCGCGCCAAAGCCACGAUCCCCUUGAAGGUCAACGUGCCAUUCCACAGCAGUCUCCUCCGCCCGGGCGUCGACACCUUCCGCCGCAGCCUAAGCAAGGCCAUCUCCGAGCACAUGGUGCGGCCGGAGAAGCUGGUCGGGAAAUACAUUCCUAACCUGACGGCGCGGCCGUUCGAGUUGAGUAAGAGUUACUUUGAGCAGGUGCUGGCCAUCUCCGAGAGUCCUCGCGUGAGGGAGAUCUUGGAGAAUUGGGAUCAGGUAGCGCCUGUUGCGGUUUGUUGAGGAGUGUGGACUCCAUACCUGAAUAAGUGAAUUGUUUAAAGCGUUUAGUUAACUUUUGUGAUCUUCGGUCUUUUCGCGAUUCCGUUGGUUAGUGCUGUAUAUAAUCUUUGCUUCAGCCUUUUACUCAUCUACGCAUUUGAUCUUCC